This is a messenger RNA of Penaeus vannamei (Pacific white shrimp), 570 nucleotides long. NCBI's taxonomy places the organism in Eukaryota, Metazoa, Arthropoda, Malacostraca, Decapoda, Penaeidae. The record is from RefSeq and is a predicted model, not a curated record.
AUGCCAGUCCCAAUUAGUCAAUGCUGCUUUUCGGCUGAAGCAGGCUACUGCACCGCUACGGGCGGGGCAGGCUUCUGCGCAGCUGCGGCCGGGGCAGGCUUCUACGCAGCUGCGGCCGGGAUAGGCUUCUGCGCAGCUGCGGCCGGGGCAGGCUUCCAAUGCUGCUUUUCGGCCGAGGCAGGCUUCUGCGCAGCUGCGGCCGGGGCAGGCUUCUGCGCAGCGGCGGCCGGGGCAGGCUUCUGCGCAGCUGCGGCCGGAGCAGGCUUCCAAUGCUGCUUUUCGGCCGAGGCAGGCUCCUACGCAGCUGCGGCCGGGGCAGGCUUCCAAUGCUGCUCCUCGCCUGGGUUAGGCUGGGGCCGGGUUCUGCGCCGAUGCGGCAAGGGCAGGCUUCUGCGCCGUUGCGGCCGAGGAGGGCGCCGAUGCGGCAAGGGCAAGCUUCUGCGACGAUGUGGAAAAGGCAGGCUUCUGCGCCGAUGCGGGCGGGACAGGCUAUUGCAGUCUUCUGCGCCGCUAUGGUCAGGACAGGCUACUGAUGCAGAAGAGGCAGGCUUCUACGCCGAAGCGGCUUAG